UCCACCAUUUACACACCUUCAAUGUUUCUUUGAGAACCCCCCCCCCAAAAAAAAAGGAGAGAUCUGUAAUCAUGGCCGUCGAUCUCAUGAGCUUCCCGAAGAUGGAGGAUCAAACGGCUAUACAGGAAGCUGCAUCGCAAGGACUCAAGAGCAUGGAGCACCUGAUCCAUGUCCUCUCUCACCGCCCCGACGGCAACGCCGACUACUCAGAGAUCACCGACUUCACCGUCUCUAAGUUUAAGAAGGUUAUCUCCCUCCUUAACCGGACCGGUCAUGCCCGGUUCAGACGCGGACCGCUUCACUCCUCCCCUACUUCCUCCUCUUCUUCCGCUGCGUUUCCUCCGCCCCCGAUCUCUGCUCCGCCGCCGGAUAUUGUGCGGACGAGCUUCGUUCAGGGGAAUCAGCAGAGUGUGACGCUCGAUUUCACCAGACCCAGUGUUUUUGUAUCUAAGGCCAAAUCCGCCGAGCUCGAGUUCGCGAAGGAGAGCUUCAGCGUCUCCUCGAACUCUUCGUACAUGUCCUCGGCUAUCACCGGCGACGGAAGCGUCUCGAACGGGAAAAAUGGCUCGUCGAUCUUCCUCCCCCCGGCGGCGUCCACUGGGAAACCGCCGUUGGCCGGUCAUCCGUCCAGGAAAAGAUGCCUCGAGCACGAGCACGAGCACUCGGAAGACUUCUCCGGCAAGAUCUCCGGCGGAAGCAACGGCAAGUGCCACUGCAAGAAGAGGAAAAAUCGUGUGAAGAGAACCGUUAGAGUUCGGGCAAUAAGUUCGAAGAUCGCCGAUAUUCCAUCAGACGAGUACUCGUGGAGGAAGUACGGACAGAAGCCGAUCAAGGGCUCACCACACCCACGGGGUUAUUACAAGUGUAGUAUCUUCAGAGGAUGUCCCGCGAGGAAACACGUGGAACGGGCGUUGGAUGAUCCGACGAUGCUGAUCGUGACGUACGAAGGAGAGCAUCGUCACCACCAGACCGCGUCGCAGGAGAAUAAUAUUUCUCCGGGUGAGCUGUUUGGUGACCGAUUCGAAUUGAGUGGGGAGGAAAUCGGAAGAAAUAAAAAGUUUGGGAUGAAAUUUAGAAACGUAAGCGAUUAGAUGGAUAGUGUUUUUGUAAUAUUUUGAGGAGUAGAGGGGUUUGAUUUGUAAAUUCUUUUAUUUAGUAGAUAAAACGAAUGUUCGGGUAAAAUCUCACGGGCCAAAAUAGAUAUUUAUUUAUUU
Tarenaya hassleriana is the source of this 1214-nucleotide messenger RNA. Its product is annotated as probable WRKY transcription factor 17. The transcript is spliced from 3 exons. Gene Ontology annotation, molecular function: sequence-specific DNA binding; DNA-binding transcription factor activity. Bases 72 to 1091 code for a protein of 339 amino acids. The record is from RefSeq and is a predicted model, not a curated record. Gene Ontology annotation, biological process: regulation of DNA-templated transcription. Lineage: Eukaryota; Viridiplantae; Streptophyta; Magnoliopsida; Brassicales; Cleomaceae.